CACCGUCAGGCCGCGCCUGCGCGGGGAGGGUGAUGGCGGCGGCUGGGCUCCGCGGUGUCCUCUGGCAGCGGGCGGCCGCCCGGCUGUGGGCCGUGCGGGCUGCCGUGGCGGCGCCCCCUGGGGCGAGGGCGGCCUCGGAGAUGUCCAAAGACAUGAUGCCAGGGCCAUACCCCCGAACACCAGAGGAGCGCGCAGCCGCCGCAAAGAAGUACAACAUGAGAGUGGAAGACUACCAGCCCUAUCCCGAUGACGGCUUCGGAUAUGGUGACUAUCCCAAGCUCCCUAAUAAGUCUCUUCAUGAGAGAGACCCUUGGUACCAGUGGGACCAGCCAGAUAUGAGGCAUAACUGGGGAGAGCCGAUGCACUGGGAUUUUGACAUGUAUAUUCGGACCCGUGUUGAUACAUCCCCCACUCCAAUUCCCUGGCACACCAUGCGCAAUCACUUCCUUCUCUUUUUGGGUACCAUGCUGGUCAUGUUUGUUCUUGGAGGGAUCUAUCCAUCUUACAGGCCCGUGGGACCGAAGCAAUACCCCUUCAAUGACCUGUACCUGGAGAGAGGAGGAGACCCCAAUAAAAAGCCACCAGAGGUGAUACACUAUGAACUCUGAAAGUUGAAGCACUGUUUCUCCUGUGUCAGCUCUCCUGGGGCUGACAUCUUCUCCAGUGGUCACUGUGGCAUGCAUUGAUGCUUGUUCUUCAACAUUCAACAGCUAACUGCAGUGAAAUAUAUUGAUGAUACCUACUGCGUAGUUGUCUUCUUUUGGUUUGAGAAGCCUAAACAAUGGCCAAAGAAAUUGAAUGACCUUUUCAGUUUUUCUAAACAGGCUAGUAUCUGUAGGGCAAAGUUCUGAGUGCAGUCCUAGGACUGCUGUUGGCUUAUGUAGCUUGUAUACUAACAUGCCUUAGCUAAGCCUGUUUAUGUAGCAGAUACUGCCUGUUACCAAGUGGUUUACUGCAGGUGCUGUUUGGAAUGGAACUCAAGUGUUGUUGCUUAAUGUGAGAUGACAGGCAGAACCAGACUGGCAAAUGCCAGUGCUUGGGAGUCUCCUACUGUCUGU
Messenger RNA from Dryobates pubescens (Downy woodpecker), 1058 nucleotides. It is a transcript of the gene NDUFB8, whose product is annotated as NADH:ubiquinone oxidoreductase subunit B8. Lineage: Eukaryota; Metazoa; Chordata; Aves; Piciformes; Picidae. The transcript is spliced from 5 exons. The record is from RefSeq and is a predicted model, not a curated record. Gene Ontology annotation, biological process: mitochondrial electron transport, NADH to ubiquinone. Gene Ontology annotation, cellular component: mitochondrion. Bases 33 to 608 code for a protein of 191 amino acids.